Molecule: messenger RNA, 495 nt
Organism: Lucilia sericata (common green bottle fly)
Lineage: Eukaryota; Metazoa; Arthropoda; Insecta; Diptera; Calliphoridae
Product: activity-regulated cytoskeleton associated protein 2-like
Exons: 2
Coding region: 1-495 (164 amino acids)
Source: RefSeq, a predicted model, not a curated record
AUGUCAACAUUUUCAGCUGAGCAGUUCCAGCAGAUUUUAGCGGAUAUGGGUGGUAACAGAUGCGGUUCGUUUACCCAAUGCACAGCGCGCUACAAAGGACAGAGAGAUCCCGCUGCUGUGGAAGAAUUUUUGGCUGCCAUUAGUGUCUACAAGGACAUAGAGAAGAUUUCCGACCCGGAUGCAGUACGUGGAAUGUCCCUGCUGCUUGAAGACUACGCAGCCACUUGGUGGAUUGGCGUGAAAGACACGGUAUGCAGUUUUGAAGAGGCAAAAGCUCUUAUUCGUUCAACAUUUUCGCCACCAAUACCGGACUGGCGCGUAUUUUCAAAUAUUUUUGAAACAAAACAGCAGAAGAAGGAACCAACUGACAGUUUCAUCUGCAAGAAGCGGCUCUUGUUCUCUCAAUUAAAGGUUCCUGUGACUGAAGAAGUGCAGCUCAAUGUGAUAUAUGGCCUACUGAAUAUAACCAUUACGUUAAAAGAGGAUAAGGCGUAG